Cornus florida is the source of this 2971-nucleotide messenger RNA. Its product is annotated as E3 ubiquitin ligase PQT3-like. Gene Ontology annotation, cellular component: nucleus. NCBI's taxonomy places the organism in Eukaryota, Viridiplantae, Streptophyta, Magnoliopsida, Cornales, Cornaceae. Gene Ontology annotation, biological process: ubiquitin-dependent protein catabolic process; mRNA processing; protein ubiquitination. Gene Ontology annotation, molecular function: nucleic acid binding; zinc ion binding; ubiquitin protein ligase activity. The coding region runs from base 199 to 2670 and encodes 823 amino acids. The record is from RefSeq and is a predicted model, not a curated record. The transcript has 15 exons.
GCUUUUUAGGUUUCCCACCAUCUUCCUCGUUUCUUACGUACUGUUCCUUCCCCAAAACCCAAAUCUUAAACACUCUUUGCAUAUAACAACUCUAUCUACCCCUCUAUCGCUAUAUACAUACAGUAUAGUUUGGUAUACAGAUUUAUCGUAUCCCUAUUCAUGAUCUGAGAUUUUUCCGUUCGCCGAUUUUGCUCAGCCAUGUCCAUCCGAUUCAAAUUCAGGAGCUCCGCGAGCUUCGAUUCGGUCGACAUCGAAGGUCGUUCCUCAAUCUCAGUUCGGGACCUCAGGUCCAAAAUUGUUCGCCAGAAGAAACUCAACAUCAGCCAAGACCUCGAUUUGGUCUUCUCCGAUGCCACCACAGGCCAAGAGUACAAUGACGAAAAUUUCCAAAUUUCAAGUGGUUCCAGUGUAAUUAUUAAGAGAGUUCCCUCGGGAUCAGUCCCUGCAGUGAGGGCACCAUUCAAUUCGGCUGAGAAUUUGGGGAUAAAAGACUCCAAUCACGCUAAUCCCAUUGGAUAUAUUCCUGUGAAUGCAGAAAUGGACAACUUUGAUGACUUUGGGGUUGACCUGUGUCCCGUUCCCGAGGCUGGCUUAUCUGACUCCGAUCUUGAAUUUGAGAAGAACACCAUUAGCAAUGAAAAGGCAAAGAAUGCAGCUACAAGGUUAGGAUGUCAAAAGCUUGAAAUUAGUGAUCUCAGUGAGGCUGUUCCAGGAGGUUGUAAUCGUUGUGGCACAGAAGAAAAUAUUCCUCAGACAAAACCAAAAAUUGAAGACCAUAUAAAGUUGGAAAAGAAUCAGCGGGUGGUCAAUGAUGCCAAGUGUCCUGCUGUGCAAAACUAUGAUUUGCCAUCAGAACUGAAAUGCUCUCUGUGCAACACGUUUUUCAAAGAGGCUGUGAUGAUACCAUGCUGCCAGCACAGUUUUUGUGAAAAAUGUAUACGUGCAGUGCUUUUGGAGAAGGCAAGGUGUCCCAAAUGUUCUUCUAGCAAAUGCAGGGUGGAAAAUUUGUUACCAAAUUUAUCUCUUAGGCAAGCAAUUGAGCAUUUCCUUGAGUCUCAAAUUCUUAUAGGUGAUCCUGACAAUGCUUUUCAGAAAUAUGCUCCAGAUGGAGAAUCUGGAAUUCAGGCAAAAAAUGCUUCUUGUGCUGUGACUAUCUUUCGAAGGGAGCCAGACUUGCCGCUUUCUCCCUCUGCAACCGAGAAGGGAUCCAAUCAAAUUAUGGCGGAAUCUGUGUAUCAGUCAUUGCACAGAGACAAUACUUCUUUUGUGGGCUCUGGUUCCCGUACCAACAACUUAGGUGCUGGUAAAGCUUUGAAAUCAGCUUAUUUAUCACAACAGGUAAAACAAUUAGAUGGAGAAAGAAUUGGGAUUUCUCACCGUGCUGAUUUCCGAAGUGCACAUGAAGACUUGACAGCUGUUCUUGAUUUUCAAGGGGAAAACCAGCCAGUCAAUUUACCUCAAACCCGUGUGCACGAGGAAGCUGAUUCAACUUUUAAGAAAAUGAGGGGAGUGUGGGUUAACAAUGGAGGUGGAGACAGGAGUUAUACAGCUACUGGCAGACACAAAAAGGGGGAUCGUACCUGUUACAUGUGUGGUUCUCCUGACCAUUUCAUUAGAGACUGCCCAGCUGCUUCCAGUCCACAUCCUACGCUUCAGACAGGAAACACUAUCUUUCCAGGAGCUAUGCCAGGUUUUGCAUCACCUUACUGGAAUGGCACUCCAUUUACGCCCUUCAGGCCCUUCACCAAUAUGUAUGGCAACCCUGGGUUUAUGCCCUACAAUGCCACCAUGGUCCCUGUUACACCUUACGCAAUUCCUUCAUAUAUGCCACCUAUGUAUGGUGGCAUGCCUGUCCCCAGUGGGUUUUUGAGAAUGGGAGGUGCGGCACCUCCAGUGGGAACAAGUGCAGAACGCCCUUUAAGCCGUUCAGAGCUUUUGGAGCUUCGGGAUUGUGAAAACAAACGGAAGCUUUCAAAUGAUAGUUUGUUAAGAGGACAAUAUCAUGAUGAUGAAGAUAAUGAUUCCGAUAACCGCUAUGAGCCAGGAAGAUCAAACGAGUAUAAAUCUCAUAUAGGGAGGGAAAAGAGCGCAAGCUACUCCGAGGACAGCUUUACUAAAAGAUCACAAAGGAAAUAUCGGCAUGACAUACAUUUGGAUCGUGACACCCACUCUUUCGAUGAAAGACAUGAGAAAAAGGCUCGUUCCUCAAUUGCUGGAAGAGAUAGGAGACCAUAUCAUCCAGAGAGAUCAAGUUCAGGAGUAGAAGAUAUGCCCCAUAGCUCUGACAGGGGUAGUGAAGAGAAGUAUAAACACCAUCAUAGAAGCUCCAAAAAGCAUGAGAGAAGGGGACACUGCACUGGCGAUUCAAGUCGGAGUAGGCAUCAAACCAAAAAAGAAAAAGAUAUGGAAAAUAGAAAUGUCGAGUCUGAUGUCAAAGGAGCUAAUCGGAAACGUCAUGGCCACUCAGAAUCUGGUUUGGAACCAAGUUCUUCCGGCGAUCAGAAGAAGCAUCGUAGAGAGAAGCAUUUUGGCUAUGGUUCCAGACAUUCUAGGCACAGCUCGAAGCCCCAUGGUGACGUGUUAUGUAAUGACAGGUGGCAGAUGGUUGGUGGCUCUGGUGAGGACAGCGAGGAAGGCUAUCGUCACCACAAGCGGAAAAGGGUUCACUAAAAUAAACGACAGGCAUGAUUUCAGAGGUAAAUGUGUAUAUAGUCGCAUACAUUGACUUAAAUGAUCCAUGUGAUACCCUUUCAUUUUAAGUAGAUAUUUUGUAUCAACCUGGUUUUAGAAUUACCUCUAGUUUCUCAUCUUUUUCCACCUAGAAGUGAUGGAUUAUAAAGGCGCACAACAUAUUUGGACACAUGUAGGCUUGUUAGAUUCUAAUUUGAAUUCUUCUCUGUUGGCUUUGUUGAUACAGAUAUAUUAAAGUGGUCGGCUUAUGGACAGUAACAUCAUGAUUAAGCUUUGUUAA